AUGCAUUCGAAACUUGCCUUCGAUAGCAUGUUUGAUCCUCUUAAGGACUUGUUUGAUUAUUCCAGUCGCACAUUUGAUGUGUUUUCUUUAGUGUUUGUGAAAGCAAAUAAAAGACAUGUUAAGAACUCAAAGGCAGGAAUGAUUCAAGUUCUCACUAAUCAAGUUGAUUAUGGACCAAAGAAGCUUGGAAAAGUUGUCAAGGCUUUUUUGAUGUUCAAAGACAAACCACCCGAUGUAUUAUUCCCUAAGAUAAGUACUUCUGAUCUCAAAUUUUGUUUGCCCCUUGAUCACACAGAUAUAAUGCGCUUGUCUAUGUCAAAAGAGCCAAUUACAGGUUUUGGAGCAGCCUUGAAGCGUACAAGAAGAACCGAGAAGAGGGAGGAACACAAACUAUAUAAACCACCUGAUUUGGAACAGGAUAAACACCAAGACGUCAGUUGUCUCAUGCUGAUGAAAGAGGAGCCACCAGACGCAGCAUACAAGCCAAAACCAAGCCAAAAUAUAAAUGGAGUUACGAGAGAUGAUCGAACCAAGACCUAG
Molecule: messenger RNA, 540 nt
Organism: Arabis nemorensis
Lineage: Eukaryota; Viridiplantae; Streptophyta; Magnoliopsida; Brassicales; Brassicaceae
Source: the annotation of a GenBank genome assembly